Mytilus trossulus (common blue mussel) is the source of this 4885-nucleotide messenger RNA. Its product is annotated as krev interaction trapped protein 1-like. Bases 460 to 2718 code for a protein of 752 amino acids. Lineage: Eukaryota; Metazoa; Mollusca; Bivalvia; Mytilida; Mytilidae. Gene Ontology annotation, cellular component: cytoskeleton; plasma membrane. Gene Ontology annotation, molecular function: protein binding. Gene Ontology annotation, biological process: negative regulation of angiogenesis; cell redox homeostasis; regulation of establishment of cell polarity. The transcript is spliced from 18 exons. The record is from RefSeq and is a predicted model, not a curated record.
CUAUUGUUUAGACUCACUUCCUGUUUAAAAAAUUUGUUGUUUUAUAUUUUUAUCUAACUUACAUUUGUCAUUUCUUGAUAGGAUCUCGUUCAAAAAUAAGUAUAUAAUGCGAAAACAGGUUUAACAGAAAAGACUAAGAUUCAAAUUACAAGAGUUUUAAAACUCUGGAUUUGGAACAACAAAAGUCAACACCAGGAUUCUUAUGUUGUGAACAGUCUUUGUUACCAUGGUUACAGCAUGAAUAUAUUUUGAAAGUUUUUCUUACAUUUUUAAAUCAAUGCUAAAUUUAAAAUUUAAAACAUUUUUUUUAUAAUUGCUUAUUCUUAAAAAAUUAAAAAUGUGAAAAUGUAAUGUCUUAAAGGGAAAGAGAAGGCGACUUCAUACUAAUGAAUAGUUGUGAAUAUUGAAAAUACAUGGAAGUAAUAGAACUGGUGACCAGUCAGAGUCACUUAUUAUUUCAUGGAAGUAAUACUUGCUGUCCUACGUCCCCGACACAAUGUCGGGAGUCAUGAUUUUAAGCUUAAAGGAGGCAUUCUUGAGUAUAAACCAAAACUGUAUGAUAUUCUGUUGUUUGAUAGUACAAAAAACCAUGAACCGCGACCAACAAAAUAUCUCCCAGCAUUCCCAUUAACCAACUCAGAGGAGGAGCCAAGGGAUGAAGUUUUAACUAAUUUGUACCAGUUGACAGGGGGAGAUAAGCAUGGUGGAAUCAAAGGUGAGAGGGGAUUGCUGAUCCCAUGGAAACGACAAGCAGAAAGAGAUUCUUUGUCAAGUUUUUAUGUGUAUUGUGUUCCUGUUAACUAUAGAGAUAAAUUGAAUGCUGUUUUUGUGGACAAGUCACCAGAUAAACCUGGUUUCUACUCACUAGAAAAUGUGAUAGACUCUAUCAACAAUAGAAGUAUCAGUUUCCCUCCACCUACAAGAAAAUUUAUAUCACACUUAGAAAGCUGGUUAAAAGAAAAGCAUGCAAGGCCAGAGACUCUGGACAUAUUAUUCCAUAGCAGAGCUGACUACCGCAUUAAAUUUAGUGUCAGCAACCCAGCAUUUUUACCAACAAGACUUCCACUCUCAGACAACCUUGAUGAACUACGAAACACUGCACAUGAAGCUCUCGCCAAAAUGUUGGCCAUAGAGAAAUGUGAAAUAGUUGUGAUCAAUCCAUUAUUUAACUCUGGUCUGCCAUAUAAAACAAAGGUUGAUAAAAUGAAAAAUUUAUAUUGGGGUUCACAAGAGGAUCAGAGUGUGUCUUCACGAAGAACAAGUUCCAGUACAAAUUCUAGUGAUGUAAUGUAUCCCUCUCCGUCACGAUCGAUGUCGGGAUAUCUAUUGCACAAAUAUGCUAAAGAAGGUAACCUGAAUGGAUUAAAAGAGUACAUCAACCAUCGGGACUUUACAGAUAAAGACGAUCAGGGAUUUGCUCCUAUUCAUUGGGCAGCUGAGUGUGGUUUUGGAGAUGUUGUUAAAUUUUUAUUGGAGUAUGGCUGCUCACCGAACUUAGAGACUCAUCAACAUUCCACACCACUACACUUAGCAGUAGAGAAAGGUCAUGUACAGGUUGUUGAAGUGUUGCUAAGUUACCCAGAUACCAAUGUGAAUGCUUUAGAUAGUAAUGGUCAAACAGCCUUUGAUAAAUGUGAUCCAUACAGCUACAACGAACAUCAAAAUAUAUCUGUAAUGUUAAAGACGGCCAUUAAUAAACUGAGUCAAAUAACAAUAUAUAUCAUGGAUGGUACAAAAAAGAUUCUAAAAUUACCAAGUGGGAGUGAAACGACAGUUGAACAGCUAAACAGACAGCUUCUAAGGGAAUGUAACAUGCCAGAGAAACCGUAUGGAGAUAUUUUUACCAUUUGGAUCUGUUCAGAAAGCUUAGAACUUCAGCUGAAACCAGAUCACAAGCCAGUUGAACAAAUGGAGAACUGGAGACAUAAGAUUCUGAGGCAGCUGACAGAGGGUGACCCUUCUAAGGAGGACCCUAAAUUAAAAUGGAGAAGAAAUGCUAAAACUGGCAUUAUGGAUGAACGAACUAUUACACACCCAGCAGCCAUCCAUUUAUUGUUCCAUGAAGCAUAUAAAAACUACAUUACCGCCCUCUAUCCAUGUAAAGACCAGGAUGUUCUUAACUUUGCUGUGAUCAUUAUUCUGAUGAAACAAGAUGGCGUCUACAACACAUCAACAGCCAAAACAUUUCUCAGUAAAAACUUGCAGGCAAUGGUACCAGAACAAAUGAUGAAAGGAAAGAGUCAUGCAUGGUCUAACAAUGUAUUUCGACAUUAUAAGGAUGUAGGAAAAAGCAUGCUUGAAGGUCCUUCUCAUGUACAAGUGGAUAUGAUUUUAAAGCAGCAGUUCCUGAAGUUCUGCAGAAACCUGACUGUUUAUGGAUCUGCUUUCUUCACUGGUACACUACUGGUACCCCAGGUCAAGGGUAGCAUGUGCCAUAUUGGUGUCAAUGAUGUGGGUAUCCAUGUUAUAAACUCUCAAACAAGGGUAAUGUUACAUAGUUUCAAAUAUUCUGAAAUCAGCUGUAAACUUCCUGAAGCGAAUCGGCUGGAAGUAAAUGUGAUACGAUUUGAAAGUCGAACUGACAGAAAUAUUCCACGGCAGUUAACAAUACGGACUAAACAGGCCGGGUUAAUUGAGAGACUAAUUGAAAAAUUAUCAGAAAUUCAUGCUAUCAAGGACAGACAAGUUGAAAUACGAUAUGGUGGGAUGAAUUCAUAGCACAGGACGAUGUAGGAAGUUAUUUAUAGAAAUGGAAGGCUGAUAACAUAUUUGUACAUUACUUUUGGUGGCAGUGCUUACUGGAAAUAGUGUUUGCUCAAUGGUUUUCAGAACAAAGAAAUCAUGAUUUUAUUAUCCAUGUACCAUGAUCUCUAGAUCUGAUGAAAUUAAAUUAUAUCUGACUUUUUGGAUCGCACAUCCACAUCUAUGAAAAUAAAUAUACUUUUAUACUGUAAAUUAAAAAAAACAUUGCGAUUUUCUUAUUGUUGUGAAUAAUGAGACUUUGCGUGUUUCACAUUGAUAAGAACUUACAUUUUGUUAUCUGAUGCAUAUAUCUAUAUGCAGAUUUUCCUGAAAUAGAAAUAAUUAAUUUGUUUUUUAUUCAUUCGCCAAAAUUUGCAAUGAUUAAUGCACACAAUAAUUUCUCAGUUUACAGAAAAAAUUGCUACUGUUAAGUCUAUAUUUGUCCAUGCUUCUCAAAUAUUUUACGUUGAAUUAUAUGAUUUACACUUAAAACUGAUGGUUUUCAUUUUUUUUUUUUUCAAAUGUAUUAACAAAAAUAUUAAUGUACAUGGCCUUUCAUGAAUGUGUAGUGCCUUCAGGGAUAUUUUUUAGUGGAAGCUAGAUUUUUUUAAAUAAAUUUGAAUUUGCUUAUGUUUAGCAUUUCCUUUUUAGAAUGAAGAAAGUCUUCAUAACAUGUGUUUGUAUUGCCAAAUGCGUUAAAAAAAAUGCAUUAUUGUUACUUUUAAACAUUGUAUGAAAGUUUUAUCAGUUUAAAUUAAAGCAAGAGGGUUGAAAGAUACUGUCAAAAUGCCCCACAACCAAAAUAUUUUCUAAAGUACUGUGGAUUCAUUAUUAAAUCAUUUUGGUACCAAUUUUUGUGGAUUUCGUGGUUACAAGUGAACUACAAAUUAAAAAAUUCAAUGAAAUACAAAUUAUGCGACUUUGACAUAUUAUCUAUAUGAAUAUAUGCAGACUUUGACAGAAAGUCAAAUUCAAAAUAUCCUCGAAAUUGCAAGUUUAUCUCAAAACACAAAAGUUGGUAUCAACAAAAAUAAAAUAAAUCCACAAUAAUAAACUUUGUUACCAAUAUUGUCUCAACAUCUCUUAAAUUUAUAAAAUUAAUGUCACCAAAAGAUAUUCAUUUAAGAGUACUUAAGAGAAUGAUAAAAAUGUUUUUCUUGCUUAUUCUCAGUCUAUAGAUAUACCUAUUUACUUUUAGGGCUGCCUCUGUGUUCAAACCUAGUCAUCAGAUUUAUUGUAAAAUCUUAGUUUUGAUAUUCAUUGCUAACACUAGGCAUUUUUUAUUAUUUAUUUCUGAUUUGAAAAAAAAAUGUGUUUGUCUUCCUGGUUUGUUUUUUGUUUUAGUUUUUUGCUUGUUUUUGUCUUAUUUGUUUUGUGGUAGAGAGUUCACCUCAAGUGUCGGAAGUUGUUAAAUUAAUUCUGUCUGGACCAGACCAUUAACCUCAAUAAAGGUACUAUGGAUUCUAUAAUAAUUGUUGGAUACUUAUUUUUAUGGAUUUCGUGGGUACAGGGCAGCCACGAAUGUAACUUUUCAACGAAUUACAAAUUUUCUACAGAAAAGUAUGCAGAAUUUCCUGAAACCAAAAAUCAAAUAUCCACAAUAUGCAAGUUUUUAUCAAUCCAUGAAAAUUGGUACCCACGAAAAACCCACAAGUAUGUAUUGUUUCUAUUCCUUGCACACAUUCAUUGAUGUGUUGGACCAAUGAUAAGUCAACUGGGAGUCAGUGCUACCUGUCUGAGUAUGGUGAUUUCUUUUUCUGGAGUAGCACAGGGGCUGAUACCCUUCCCCAAAUAUUUAGGAAUAUGAUAUGUAUUUUAUUUUUCUUGUUUGUUAAAUCAAUUCCUAAUCCUAGAAUGGAACAUCCACACACAUGCCACACUGUUUUUGUGCCUGUCCCAUUAGUCAGAAGCAUGUUAUCAAGUGAUAUUUUCUCAUUUGAAUUGUACAUUUGUCAUUUGGGGCCUUUAAUAGAUGACUAUGCAGUAUGUGUUUUGCUCAUCAUUGAGGGCUGUAGUGUAUGAAGACGUAUAGUUGUUAACUUCUACCUGAAUGUUAUUUGGUCUCUGGUGGAGAGUUGUCUCAUUGGCAAUAUUCAUAUAAGAAUUUUUAAAAGUUUUAAAAAAUUGUUUGUAUGGAGAUAGU